GUCAUGGGAUCUAGCUGCUACCGGACGGACAACUGUGUGCUGUGCAUAGUGAGAACAUAUUUGAGUUAGCGAUUGUGUCUGACACAGGAAUCGGCGUGACAGGUGUCACACUUAUAGCAUCUGCUUCAGUCACUGAUUAUAAACAAGAUGAACAAAUACAGAAAACAGAUGGCAGAGCAGUUCCUGAGUCAGGCCCUGGGCAUCAUCUGCCUGCUGACCGGAGAGGAAUAUGUCAUUGUGAAGAAGGGGCCCUCCCUCAGCAGCAUUCACCUGCAGAGCGGAGAGGUGCCUAUAAAGUGUGAUGAUGUUGCUGUGUAUUUCUCUAUGGAGGAGUGGGAGUAUAUAGAGGGACACAAGGAGCUUUACAAGGACGUCAUGCUAGAGACUCACCAAGCACUAAGGACUAUGGAGAUCCCAGGAAAUGAGAGCUCAGAAUCAACGGGUCACAGAGAUGAAAAUCUAGACACAGGAACACAAGGAGAACUUGUACAGAAUAUUCAGCCAGUGGAGACCCCAUCAGACGUCUUUGCAGAACUAACAGGUCACAGUAAUGAAAAUCUAGAUACAGGAUCACAUGGGGACCUUGUACAGAAUAUUCAGCCAUCAGAUGUAUCUGCAAGUGACUUUAAUACUGACGUAGAUGUUAAAACAGAAGAUCAGCUGGAAGCUCCAAUGCAGGAAAUGAGUGACAGUGACAAUGCAGGUGAAAAUGAUGCUAAGAUUUCAUGUAACACAGAACAAACAGAAGAUCAGUGGCUAAGUAAUAUGCCAGGAGCUGCAGAGCAGGACACAUGUGACAAUAUAAGUACAGGAACCCAACACGACCGUCUUAUUGAACAGGGUACACAGGAUCACCGGAGAUCGCCAGACAUGCAAACACCUGAACAGGAUUACAAGACUGGAGCUUCCAGUCAAAUUGCAUUAAAGUCCACACUGAAAGGGAGCUUCUUCCCAAUCUGUGAGAUCUACCAGGGACCCUAUCACUAUCACUUAUAG
This is a messenger RNA of Bombina bombina (fire-bellied toad), 996 nucleotides long. RefSeq names its product oocyte zinc finger protein XlCOF7.1-like. Lineage: Eukaryota; Metazoa; Chordata; Amphibia; Anura; Bombinatoridae. The record is from RefSeq and is a predicted model, not a curated record. The coding region runs from base 148 to 996 and encodes 282 amino acids. Gene Ontology annotation, biological process: regulation of DNA-templated transcription. The transcript is spliced from 9 exons.